CUGCAGAUGCAAUGCAAUCUUAGGUAUAGGAGUUUUAGCUGUAUACAGUACCACACUGGGUUCCUGGGCUUGCAAGUCUCAAGCCAGGCACAAUGCAGCGCGCGUCGCUUUCACUCUUGAAGAACUGUGUAGGGGGUGCGUCUCUGCUUGAGACAUCGCUUCAGCGUGCUCUGGCCAGCUCUUACACCACUCUGAGCUCCAGCACGGGUUCAUCCUCGUCGAGCCUUCCCACGCCCGCCGUUCGCCCGGGCCUGCUGUCCAGCCUUUCCAGCUCCGGGCCAUGUGGCGUUAAGGGCAUUCGCUUUGCUGGCGACUACAAGCCGGAGGUGCCGGGCAACACGGUCGACAACUGGACCGAGCUGCGUGCGUCCUGGAACAAGGAGCGUGCUAGCUCGCUGGGAACCAAUUACUACCUCAACGUCGCGGUCAUGGGCUUCGCCUAUUGGCUCAAUGAGGCGUACUACUUCCCUCCGCGCACGCUCUACGUGGGCGCGCUGGUGUUCUUCGCGCUGUACGUACGCAAGGCAUACUUCUCCACGCCUUAUGCCUUCAAGCACGAGUAUUGAGCGCAUGAAACAGCAGUCGUGAUUGUCGCAUGACAUGGCACGGCUUGAUGGUUCUGAAAAGGCUUAUCAGCUUAUCGAUAUAGGCAGCUGUGUGGGGGUGAUGUUGACAUGGGUGCGACCGGAAAAGUAGACUAGGAUGGGGUUGGCCUAUGAGGGGCGCCUUGUGGGAUGGGUUGGGGAGAUUCGUGUCAGUGUGUGUGACUCUGUGUCAGAGAGGGGCUGCAGCUGGGACGCUCGUUCGUCGGGCUAUGAUUCAGAGACAGCUGCUGACGGAUAGUGAAUGGAACAUGCCAGCAUUGCGCAUGCUGUGCUGAUUGUAAGAUGCAAAGCAAGGACCGUCCGUGAGUCUGUUGGGGGGUCACCUGCGAGCGCAUGACGAAUGCGGCACCCAGGUAUCGAUACAGCCUUAGGCAGAUGCUUGUUGUUGAUGGAGAUGGGGGGACUCUGAGAGCAACCCAGUGGCGUAUGAGACUGGAUUUGGAUGCACCCAGCAGCGAGACCGUGGCGGUAGUCAGCGUGCCGGUGUUGCACCAUGGCCCUGCCGCGCGUCCAGGAGAGGCGCACUCGGAAUGGUCGUCGCACGGUACACGGGCACGUCAGGUGCCCGUCGGGAUCAGCUUAAAGGAUAAUAGGCAA
Molecule: messenger RNA, 1202 nt
Organism: Chlamydomonas reinhardtii
Lineage: Eukaryota; Viridiplantae; Chlorophyta; Chlorophyceae; Chlamydomonadales; Chlamydomonadaceae
Exons: 1
Coding region: 93-566 (157 amino acids)
Source: RefSeq, a predicted model, not a curated record